Messenger RNA from Musa acuminata AAA Group (dessert banana), 4586 nucleotides. Its product is annotated as protein FREE1-like. Gene Ontology annotation, molecular function: ubiquitin binding; metal ion binding. Bases 828 to 1442 code for a protein of 204 amino acids. Gene Ontology annotation, biological process: intralumenal vesicle formation; multivesicular body assembly. Gene Ontology annotation, cellular component: late endosome membrane; ESCRT I complex. The record is from RefSeq and is a predicted model, not a curated record. The transcript has 9 exons. Lineage: Eukaryota; Viridiplantae; Streptophyta; Magnoliopsida; Zingiberales; Musaceae.
UAUCCGUCCAAAUGUUUUUAACACCGCCGAUGUCGGUCCCAAGCCCGAAUGAAAAAGGUGGAGGGUUGUGGAAGGCCGCUAAGAGCCAGCUUGAAAAACAUUUGAGAACUCAUAUGCAUGAUCUUAACUGUUUCGUAAUAAACCUAGGUCAUCAUUGAGAUUAGAUGUGAGACAAGAUUGUCUGGAAGAAAACUAUGAUAUUAUCAGCUGGGACUAAUCAUUUGCUCACGAGACAUGAGACAUCUGGUCUAAGGGUAAACCCUAUGUAUCUGAGAGAAAAAUUAGAAAUCUUGUCGUUCAGUAUAUUGGCAGAUUUACGAUAAUUUGAAUUUUCAAGACCCAACAUCACUAUCUAUUUUUCGACCAGAUACUCUAAAAUCAUACAGUACUUUCAGAUUUACCAAUUAUUGUUCUUUGAUCUCACAAAACACAUAGAAUCAUCCUCUUAUUUCAGGUUGAUCAUGUUACUAGAGGAUCUGCACGGCCCAAACUUAUCUAACCUUGCCUGAUCUUAGUAUUGUGCAAAACAUGUCAAGCUCAAGAAGAAACAGCAGAAAGAUCAGUUCUUCAUGGCAAACCAUUAAUCCUUAUUUUGUUAGAUGAGUAGCUUCUCUUUUGAAUGUAGAUAACUUUCUUGAACUCCUUGAAUUACUGGUCAAAUUCCUGCUACAGGCAUUAAUUAGAUAUUUGGACUUCUUCUGACACUAUAGAUCAUUAUAGUGUCUGUAAUUGUAAAUAAAUUUUCUCUCAAUAUGUCACUCAAACUUCUUAGCUAUUUUGUUUCUUUUUUUGGUUGUAAUCUUUACAUGUUUCCAUAGUAUCUUUUUAUGUAUUUCAAUGUCAUUUGUGCAAAUAUGGGUGGAAAUGGUAGCCUAACCAAAGGCGAAGAAGCUGCUGAUGCUAGCAAGGUAUCUGAUCAAUCAGCUGAAAGGAAAAAAAGUUUGGUGGACUGGAUGAACUUGAUUAAACCUGCUAAUGGGGAGAAAGAUCACUGGGUUCCGGAUGAAGCUGUUAGCAAAUGCACAUCAUGUGGAUCAGAUUUUGGAGCUUUCAAUCGCAGGCAUCAUUGCAGGAAUUGUGGUGAUAUUUUCUGCGACAAGUGCACAAAGGGUAGAAUUGCUCUCACUGCAGAAGAAAAUGCUCAGCAAGUCCGAGUUUGUGAUAGAUGCAUGGUAGAAGUUUCUCAAAGGUUACGCAAUGCAAAAGAAGCUGUCAGCAAACCUGCCGGUCUGCAAAGUCAUGAAGAUCUUGCGCGAAGGCUUCAGGAGGAAUUGAACAAGAAUCGUAAGUCGGGUUCAAAUUCUGAUGAGUCUUGGAAGCCAACGAGGGAAGUAGCAUGUCCCAUCUGCACAGUCCACCUUCAGGUGCAAGUUCCUGCCUCAGGCUCCCAAACAAUCGAAUGUGGUGUCUGUCAACACCCUUUCUUGGUUGAUGCAGGUUGAGUCAGCCACAGCCCCACAUCGAGUCAAUAAACCGUGGCCGGUUUCAGGUUACAGCAAGAAAUCCAUGCCCGGUGCUUUUCAGACAUGUAUUAUGGUUCAUCAUCAUAAGUCUGAAUGUACUGGAUCAAUCAGCAGAGUUAAUGGACAACCAUUAGAGGUUUCACGGAAACAAGGACUUCAUUGGGGAAGUUCUUUCUUUCCUUUCUCGGCCUUACCCUCGGUCAAAUGCAAUCAGAUUAUGCAAGGUAGAAAUGGCUGCCACGGUAAGAGGCUUUGGUUACUACAAAAUUUUGGGAAUUCAAAUGUAUGCAGUUGUCUCUCCCUGUGCAGUAAGAUUUUUUUCCUAUUAUUGAAGUCCUUGGUGCUUAUUUGCUACCUCCACCUUUCUGCACAACAAAAAUGGUCUACAGAUUGGAGGAACGCCAUUGUGGACCUUCUAUAUUGGUUUGGUAUGAAGCCCCCAUUCAGCACAUAGGCUGGUCUUUCCAUGCUAGUUGGUAGAUAUCAUGUGUCAAGGUUGGCAACCUUCUUUCCAAAAUCUUUGCAUCAAAAUGCAAGUGCAGCCAAAAGAAGCAAAUGGCAGACCCUGUUGAAAAUAUCAUAUGUUCGUUGCUGCUAAAUCAGUGGUCUGAUUUAGCCUUGAGAUUGUUAUUUAAGUUGCUGCUAAAUGAAUUCUUCCCAUGAAUCAGAAUCUGUUCAUGGGAAGAAUUCAUUUGUAAAAAGUACAAAAAUCAAAACCAAAGCAUAGCACAAUCUACACUUUGGCGGGCUUCAUGUAUUGACUCAACCAUGAUUAGUUGACUAUGAUGAAAAGCUCAGAAUAGAUCUAUUUUUAAAUUAUGGUAAAAAAAGUUAAAAUGUUGUCGGCUAUAGAUGUCAGAUUUGAAGUUGAGUGGAAGUAGUCCUAUUGUACCUUUUCAAAAAUAAGCUCAUGGUGACAUCUAGAUGAGUGGAAUAUUGAACAAUACAUAUAUGAAAUUUCACAUUGUCUCUAUGAGCAGGGUUUGAUGUCUCCUCUAAUGUUGUGUUACGUUUGCCUUUGCCUGGAAUUGGUGUUCCAAAAUCAUUGCCAAAAGGUUUUGUGUCCUUUUUCAAUAUUUGUGACAUUUCUUUAUUGUAUUAUCAGUUUUGUGUAUUUUUGGCAUAAGAUAAAGAUACUUAUAUAGGUCAUUAGAAUCCAAAAACAAAGCCAAAAAAUCAUGGAUCCUUUUCUUAUAUACGUGUUCUGUUGCAUCUUUCUUGUGUGUCCUUGCAUGUGAUAACAUAUGGUUCUAUAGUUUAUUAUACUCUAAAACAAUUAAGUGCUACUUAUGGUUAUGGAUAUAUAUGAUUAUAUUUUAGGAUUAUUUAGAUACUGCAGAAUUCAGAUCAUAUCUACAACCUCCUAAAGGACAAAUGGAAGUUAUCUUGACGAAUUAUAUUUUCAGUAUUCUGGAAUGUACAUUUCUGCAUGCACAGACCUUAAGAUAUCGACUUAAUCCAGCUUGGUACAGUAUAAUAUUUUUUCAUGAUUGUAUUAUGCUUCAAUCUGCUGAUCACAAUAACUUAAAUAACAUUCUUUUGGUCGAUGUACUUCAGGAUGUAGAUUGUUUGGAACAUGCCAAAUACAACACUAGUAAUGAUGUGGAGUAUCUGAAAACAUAAAAACAUUUGUGAGGCAGUUGCUCUACAAUCCUAGACUUCUAUCUGCAUGUCCCGCAGCUUUUGUUGAAGCAAAGCUCUGUCAAGUUGAACAAGAGCGUGAGCUGAAUUAGCAGAUUCAAAAACAGUCUUGAAACUUUAUGUUCACAUUGAACUUGAUUGUUUAUUUAAUUGUGUGGAUGUACCUGUUAAAUUUAUGAAAUUUGUUUUCAUGUUGAAGUGUAGUGAUGGCCUAUGUAGGAUGUGAGAAAUGUCGACUGUGAGAAAAUCUUCAAACUCAAGGUUUAGUUCUCGUCUCCAUUUACAGUCUGAAACCAUUUAUACUAGCUUUUGUCAAGGUUUCAUAUGUUCAUUUGCUAGGUUUCUCCCAAAAAAUCAUGAAUCAGAAAACGAUUUGUGGUUCAUUCUAUGAUUGACAUUUCAUAUCUUGUUGAAUACUGGUGGCGAAUUCUUGGGUAGGUUUUUGUUUUUCUUUUGACCUUUUUAAUUAAUAUAUCUUAUAUACAAAAUAUAGAUCUUAUUGUUGCUAGUGUUCACAACCAAGCAGGUUAGCCUUAUAGUUGCACUCUCUCGAAAGUUAUUUUCACAAUGGAAACUUAAUAUUGCUCUGAAGGUAAAUUUGGUAAAAAAUAUAUAAUUUUUCCACGAAAAGCUUUUUUUUGUUUUUUUUUUACGAAACGUCCCUUCAUAAAUAUUUUCUUUUUACCUUUUUAUCUCUGUAUAAACCUGUGGAUCUUAGACCACCUAUUCAAGUGUAUAGUUUGGUUUAGUAAAUGUCUUUUGUAUUAUCAGUUUUGUGUAUUUUUUGCAUGAGAUAAAGAUACUUAUGUAGGUCAUUAGAAUCCGAAAACAAAGCUAAAAAAUCCUGGAUCCUUUUCUUAUAUACGUAUUCUGUUGCAUCUUUCUGGUGUGUCCUUCAUAUGAUAACAUAUGGUUCUAUAGUUUAUUAUACUCUAAAACAAUUAAGUGCUACUUAUGGUUAUGGAUAUAUAUGAUUAUAUUUUAGGAUUAUUUAGAUACUACAGAAUUCAGAUCAUAUCUAGGAAGUUAUCUUAACGAAUUACAUUUUCAGUAUUCUGGAUUGUACAUUUCUGCAUGCAUAGACCUUAAGAUAUCGACUUAAUCCAGCUUGGUGCAGUAUAAUAUUUUUUCAUGAUUGUAUUAUGCUUCAAUCUGCUGAUCACAAUAACUUAAAUAACAUUCUUUUGGUCGAUGUACUUCAUGAUGCAGAGAUUGUUUGGAACAUGCCAAAUACAACACUAGCAAUGAUGUGGAGUAUCUGAAAACAUAAAAACAUUUGUGAGGCAGUUGCUCUACAAUCCUAGACUUCUAUCUGCAUGUCCUGCGGCUUUUGUUGAAGUAAAGCUCUGUCAAGUUGAACAAGAGCGUGAGCAGAAUUAGCAGAUUCAAAAAUAGCCCUGAAACUUUAUGUUCACAUUGUGAACUUGAUUGUUUUGUUUAAUUGUGUGGAUGUGCCUGUUAAAUUUAUGAAAUUUGUUUGCA